AUGUUUAUUUAUGAGAUGUAUAUCCAGCAUAUUUCUUUGUCAGAUAUCAUUACCCACCAGGGAAAGAAUGAUAUUAAGAUAGAAUUUUGUCUAGUAGUACUAUUCUUUUUGUGUGUGCUCAGUCACUCAGGUAUGUCCAACACUUUUGCAAUUCCAUGGACUGUAGACCCCAAAGCUACAAGGCUCCUCUAUCCUUGCAAUUUUCCAGGCAAAAACACUGGAGUGGGUUGCCAUUUCCUACUCCAGGGGAUCUUCCCAACCCAGGGAUCGAACUCACAUCUCCAUGUAUUCUGCAUUGACAGGAAGAUUCUUUACCACUGCACCACCUGGGAAGCCCUAGUACUGUUCAAUACCAAGUGCUAA
Molecule: messenger RNA, 363 nt
Organism: Rangifer tarandus platyrhynchus (Svalbard reindeer)
Lineage: Eukaryota; Metazoa; Chordata; Mammalia; Artiodactyla; Cervidae
Source: the annotation of a GenBank genome assembly